GUAACCUGUCUGUCUGCAGACAUCAUGGUGCUCAUAGCAUCCAUAUCAGUCCUGGCUGCAGGGACUCAGGGAAACGUCUUCGCCACGUCGGCCAUCAGGUCGCUGCGGUUCCUUCAGAUUCUUCGAAUGAUCCGUAUGGAUCGCCGAGGAGGAACCUGGAAGCUGCUGGGAUCGGUGGUCUACGCUCACAGCAAGGAGCUGAUCACAGCCUGGUACAUCGGCUUCUUGUGUCUCAUUCUGGCAAGUUUCCUCGUUUACCUGGCAGAAAAAGAAGAUAAUGAACAGUUUGAGACAUAUGCUGACGCCCUCUGGUGGGGACUGAUCACCUUGACAACCAUCGGUUAUGGAGACAAGUUCCCCAUCACCUGGAAUGGACGUCUGCUGGCUGCAACCUUCACUCUGAUUGGAGUUUCAUUCUUUGCUCUGCCGGCUGGGAUUCUGGGUUCUGGCUUUGCUCUGAAGGUUCAGGAGCAGCACAGACAGAAACACUUUGAGAAGAGACGAAACCCUGCAGCAGGACUCAUACAGGCGGCCUGGAGGGUUUACGCCACAAAUCUGAGCCGAACCGAUCUGACAUCUACCUGGGAUUAUUACGAGAGCACAGUGUCUGUCCCCAUGUAUAGGUUGAUCCCUCCUCUCAAUCAGUUGGACUUACUAAGGAACCUGAAGAACAAAUCCGGACUCUCAUUCAGGAAGGAUGCUCAGCCUGAACCUUCUCCCAGUCAGAAGGUGAGUCUAAAGGAGAGGGUCUUCUCGUCUCCUCGGAGUUCAGGAACCAAAGGCAAAGGUUCUCCUCAGCACGGAGUUGCACCUGGAAUGGGUCCUGCUCCUGGCAUUGGUCCUGGAGUACCUGGAGGUCCUGGGGGAGUCCAGGCCUUGCGGCGGUCCCCGAGCAUAGAGCCCAAUUUGGAAGAGAGUCCCAGCAAGGUUCCAAAGAGCUGGAGCUUUGGAGAACGCAGCAGAACCAGGCAGGCCUUCAGGAUCCGGGGAGCGGCAUCCCGUCAGAACUCUGAAGUGCUGAUAGAGAUGCAGGACGAAGAGUUCAGACAGAAGAGCUCCCCAGAGGCCAGCCUUCCUGGAGAAGACAUGGCUGAUGACAACAAGAGCUGCCACUGUGAGUUUGUCCCUCAGGACCUGACCCCAGCGUUAAAGGUUACCAUUAGAGCCAUCUGCAUCAUGCGCUUCAUGGUAUCCAAGAGGAAGUUUAAGGAAAGUCUUCGUCCCUACGAUGUCAUGGAUGUGAUUGAACAGUAUUCAGCCGGACACCUGGACAUGCUCGCCCGUAUCAAGAACCUCCAGUCUAGGGUGGAUCAGAUCGUUGGCAGAGGAACACCAAUUGCAGAUAAGGAUCGUCCCAAAGCAGCCAGUGAGGAGCUACCUGAAGACCCGAGCAUGAUGGGACGUCUGGGGAAGGUGGAGAAGCAGGUCCUGUCCAUGGAGAGAAAGCUCGACUUUUUGGUUAAUAUCUAUAUCCAGCGAAUGGGAAUCCCUCAGGCUGAGACCGACGCCUACUUUGGAUCCAAGGAGCCAGACCCAGCACCACCCUAUCACAGUCCAGUGGAUCAGCUGGAGAAGAGCCAAUCCAUCGCCAAGAUCGUGCAAGGGUUGCCAGGUGAACAUGUGGAGAAGGCUCGGGUUGUGACGAAGAUGGUUCGCUCCAGCAGUUCCACCGGACACAGGAACUACAAUGCCCCCACAUGUCCUCCCUCCACCUCCUGGCAGCCCAUCAGCUCCCAGCUCCACCAGCAGGCUCCGCCCCCUCCUCAUUGUAGCCAGGGUAAUACUCCAAGUCCGGUGGGGGAUGGGUCACUGGUUCGACUGCCCCCUCCUCCAUCUGGGGAGAGACACAGUGGGAACCGAUCGAGCCGUCACAGCACCGGAGACCGAGGGGGGGCGGAGAAACAGGAGAGGGCAGGAGAGGGGUCCAAUGGGAUGGGAGGAGGAGGCGAGGAGGGGAAGCCUGACAGUGACACCUCUAUCUCCAUUCCAUCGGUGGACCACGAGGCGCUGGAGCGUUCUUUCAGUGGCUUCUCCAUCUCCCAGUCCAGAGACAACCUGGACUUCCUCAACAAUGGAUUCUACUCCUCCAACAACCUGGGAGAUCGCCAUGGUGGGGGAGGAGCUGCCUGCUGCACCGCCGUCCGGUCCUACAUCGCUGAGGGGGAGUCAGACUCCGACUCCGAGCUCUGUGCCCCGUCGCCACACUCGGACCGGGCCUGGACUGGAACCAAAUGAAGCUGCGAGAAAUCCAGAGUCACAACCAGCAGAACAUUUAAAGUAUUCAUCAAAAUGUGAAUAAAAAGUAAACAUGAAGAUUUAAACCACCAGCUGGAGGCUCACAGCAAAGGAUUAUUAUGUACAGAGCUCAGCGGCCGCGCCCAUGAUGGUACGAUUUACGUGACAGAUUCUGCACAGCAAACAUCUGUCCACACUGUCACCAACUGGCAGACUGCUGGGACACGCUUUCACCUGAUUGGUUGCUUGUUUCUAUGUAUAAAAUAAUGCUAUCACAUAAUCUCAGCUCACCAAUACAUUUGUUAAUCGUUUAAACAAAGAAAAGUUGGAAAGAUGUUUGUUUAUCUACUUCCUGUCCAAAAUUUAGGAAGUAGAUCCGGAUGCAGGGUUUUAACUUUCAGGUGAACCACGAGCUUUCAGGUAACUUUGGCUAUGUAUGGGAUCUGUAUCUUAUUCUGCUUUCUAGAGGCUGCAGCAGUAUCAAUGAACUCUGUUUAUAUGUUUUUUAAUAUUCUGGUUAUUUAACUGUUGAAAGAUUUUGAAUUAUAUUACUUUAUUAUCUUUAUUCAACUGUGAUAAUUGUUUAGCUUAUUUAAAUUGUAGUAAUGCCUGUACAUAGCGUGUCAGCAAAUUCUUUAGCUGGAACAAAGUGAUCACAUGAGGAAGUUGCUCAAGUUUAGACAACACCCACAUGUAUUGUUUUAACCCACUACAAGAUCGUUAAUCAACUUAUCCAUCUUCGUCUUGCAAGGCUGCAUCCUGUGCAGCCUCGUAUGCAAACACCAGAUAAGAAGUUGUUUUUUCCUAACUUGUACUCCACCCAUGAGUGUUACGUGAGUAUAUAAUAAAGUCUGACCAGAUGCCUGGGCGCAUUCCUGCACAGGAUUUGCCCAUGUACAUGAAUUAACUCUGGGCCCGUGAUUCUUUGCUUUCCUGAGGUUUUUCUCCUUACAUUUCUUGGUCCUCCGAGUCGGAGUUGGAAAAAGCAACUCGAUUGUUGUGACUCCAAACCAGAGAUCUACCUGUAUCCUGUCGUCAUGGGGACCCCGCACCGAAGGUUUUUUUGACACCCUCCUCCAUGGAAGGAGUGGCCGGUGUUCUUAUCAGUGGUCCACGACGCUGGGAUCCAGUGAAAGACCUCAAACAUAGACGGAGAGAUCUUGGAAGGUAAAGAAUCCACUCAAUCACACUCGCGUAAAACGAAAGGGUUUGACAGUCUAAUCCACUGUACGGAUUUCUAAAAAUACGUGUAAU
This is a messenger RNA of Neolamprologus brichardi, 3489 nucleotides long. The record is from RefSeq and is a predicted model, not a curated record. NCBI's taxonomy places the organism in Eukaryota, Metazoa, Chordata, Actinopteri, Cichliformes, Cichlidae.